Messenger RNA from Penicilliopsis zonata CBS 506.65, 1806 nucleotides. RefSeq lists its product as hypothetical. Gene Ontology annotation, molecular function: zinc ion binding. The transcript is spliced from 3 exons. Gene Ontology annotation, cellular component: nucleus; cytoplasm. Lineage: Eukaryota; Fungi; Ascomycota; Eurotiomycetes; Eurotiales; Aspergillaceae. The coding region runs from base 169 to 1539 and encodes 456 amino acids. The record is from RefSeq and is a predicted model, not a curated record.
GCGUUAUUCAGGCGACGGAGCUCCCACAUCUACUCUGUUAAUUGUAAUCGUGCUUGUCACUCGAUUGCGCCUCAGAUUUACACGCGUUGUCUUGAAAAAACAUCGCAAACUAUCGGUUACUUAUCGCGGCGAACUUUUUUUCUACUCGAGAACCCGUUAUUCGUCGCAAUGUCAGCAGAAGAUCAGGUUUCCCAGCAGGGCGUCGAGGUCGAAGAGAAUGCUUUCCAGAAGCCUGGGGAUAUCGUCGAAAGAGAUGACGAAACUGGUGUGAUGCAACUGGAGAGUCUUUGCAUGAAUUGCCAUGACAAUGGAACUACUAGGCUUCUGCUCCUCCGUGUUCCAUUCUUCCGUGACAUCAUCCUCGAGUCUUUUGAGUGCCCGCACUGCCAUUUCCGAGACAACUCCGUCAAGUCCGCUGGCCAGAUCCAAGAGAAGGGAUCGAAAUAUACCCUCGAUGUGGAGACUGAGGCCGAUCUUCAACGGCAGGUCAUUAGAAGCGAUGUCUCGAUCUUCAAGCUGGAAUCUCUGGGAAUCGAGAUGCCGAAGGGCGAAGGCCAGCUCACUAACGUGGAGGGCGUUGUUCAAAAAAUCCACGAAACGCUCAAGAGCGAGCAGCCGCUCCGGAAAGAACAGGCACCUGAGCUCCACGAUGCGCUCGAGCCGAUCAUCGAAAAACUCGAAAAGAUUCUGAAUAGAGAGGGGUUUCCCUUCACUAUCUCUCUGGACGAUCCCACCGGUAACUCCUGGAUCGCCCCCUCGCCCAACGACAAGGCACACCAGUACAGACGCCGCGACUACCCCCGUACUCACGAGCAAAACGAGGAGCUUGGAAUUUCCACGGAUCCGGAGGCGGUUCAAAACGAGGGCAUCGCUCUCACCCAGUCGGCGGGCGACCCUGAAGACCUCGACAUCAUUGACGGGAAGGUCUAUACUCUUCCUGCCGAAUGCCCAGGAUGCACAAAGCCCUGUGUGGUCAACAUGCAAAAGGUUAACAUUCCUUACUUCAAGGAGGUCUUUAUCUGGAGUACUGUUUGCGAUCACUGUGGAUACCGCAGCAACGAAGUGAAGACCGGUGGCGAGAUCCCUGACAAGGGAAAACGCAUUACCCUCAAGGUGGAUACGAUCGAGGACUUGUCUCGCGAUAUUCUAAAGUCCGACACCUGUGGCAUGUUCAGUCCGGAACUCGAGAUGUCUGUGGAACCCGGCACCCUUGGCGGUCGCUUCACUACCGUCGAAGGCCUUCUCACAGAGGUGCGCGACCAACUGCGUGGCCAAAUCUUCGAUCUCGACGACACCAGCUUCGCUGGCGGAGACAGUAUGGCGGGCUCCGAAAAGGAGACGUGGGAUCGUUUCUUCAAGCGUCUCGACGCCGCCAUCAGUGGCGAGCUCAAGUUUGUCAUCACUCUCGAGGACCCUCUGGCCAACAGUUAUGUCCAGAAUCUUUGCGCCCCGGAUCCCGAUCCCAAGAUUACCUCCGAGGAGUAUAUCCGCUCGGAAGAGGAAGAAGAUGAGCUGGGCUUGAGAGACAUGAAGUCAUAAUUGAUACCCCGUGGAGAAUUUUCCUUAUUGGCAUUGGUGGAUACCAACUUCAUUUACCGUUUGACGACCCGUAUGAAUGUCUUCUCUUGUUUAUUAUCUUUUUCUUUUCGUUCUCUUGUAUCAUGGCGCUCCAUGCAAAGAUUCGACAGCCGGUCAUGUUGAUGAAAGGGGUUAGGUGUGUUGCUCUGAAUCAUGAGCAGAAGAGCUCGAUGUGUUCAUGAAAAUAAAAGUUUAUAGAUAUGAAUAUGCUUUGCUAGAUGAAUACUU